Molecule: messenger RNA, 1221 nt
Organism: Paracoccidioides brasiliensis Pb18
Exons: 2
Coding region: 1-1221 (406 amino acids)
Source: RefSeq, a predicted model, not a curated record
AUGGCGGUGACUUCUGGUGUUCUCACUCUCAAACCUGCUUCUGGGACACCUUACCAAUUGAACAAUGAUCAGGUCACUCGGGCUUCUACCGCACUUCUACGACAUAUAAAGGCGCAGGAGAGGAAAGAAGCCGAGAAAUCGACGAAGAAGGAUCUCCUGGCUACCAAUAACGAUGACGACGGAUCAGAUGCGGGAGAGUCCGCGGCAGAUGGCACUCCAGUGUGGCUUGUUGUAACAACUAAAAAACACGUCGUGGACAAAAACCGCUUAAAACCAGGAAAAAUCCCCGUUCCACAUUCCCUGAACACCUCCCCGUCUCUCAGAAUCUGUCUCAUCACAGCCGACCCACAACGUGCAGUCAAGGACGUAAUUGCCGAUCCGCAAUUCCCGACAAGCUUGUCAUCGCACAUUACCAAGAUCAUCGGAUACACGAAGUUGAAGACCAGAUACCAGAGCUUUGAGAGCCGGAGACAGCUUCUAUCGGAACAUGAUGUUUUCUUAGCUGAUGACCGCAUUAUUAUGAGGCUGGUACAGACCCUCGGGAAGAUCUUUUACAAAUCCAGCAAGCGCCCAAUUCCUAUUCGCAUCGCAGAAGUGCAGAAGGUUGGGGGUAAGAGGGUGAAAAAGGAAGAUAGGAAGAGACCGCCUACUGAUGAAAAAUACUCUGCUGUCGCGUCGGCUGCUGUUGUUGCCAAGGAAAUCGAGAAGACUUUGGCUAGUGUUCCUGUUCACUUAGCGUCUGCUGCUACGACUUCUGUACGCGUUGGCUGGGCGAACUUUGUACCGGAGAAGUUAGUCGAAAAUGUGGAGGCGGUUGUUCAGGGCCUGGCGGAAAAGUUCAUCUCAAAGGGAUGGAGGAAUAUCAAGUCUCUGCAUCUGAAGGGUGCUAAUACGAUGGCGAUGCCCAUUUGGCUCGCGAGUGAAUUAUGGGUGGAUGAAGGCGAUGUGCGAGAAGAUGAGGAUGCUAAAGCUAUCGAAGUAUCGAAGAAAACGAGCAAGAAGCGAAAGUCAAUUGGAGAGGAGGAACCUACGAAAUCAAAGAAGUCGAAAACCGGUGAGGGGGGUGAUGAUGACGAUGCAGAAUUGAAUGCGUCGAGAAAAUUGAAGCUACGCGCUCAGAAGAUGCGGGCUUUAUCGGACGUUGAGAAGGACGCUGGUAAAAAAGUUACAGUAGUCUCAGCAGCUUCCAAGGGAGCUUCAACCCCCAACAAGAAGAAGUGA